Puntigrus tetrazona (Sumatra barb) is the source of this 2316-nucleotide messenger RNA. RefSeq names its product 5-hydroxytryptamine receptor 4. NCBI's taxonomy places the organism in Eukaryota, Metazoa, Chordata, Actinopteri, Cypriniformes, Cyprinidae. The record is from RefSeq and is a predicted model, not a curated record. Gene Ontology annotation, molecular function: G protein-coupled serotonin receptor activity. Gene Ontology annotation, cellular component: plasma membrane. The transcript has 2 exons. Bases 1001 to 2056 code for a protein of 351 amino acids. Gene Ontology annotation, biological process: chemical synaptic transmission; regulation of appetite; adenylate cyclase-activating adrenergic receptor signaling pathway.
CUUAGCAUUUUUUAAGCCACUCAGAAAUCAAUUUUAAUGUGUGUUUUCAUCACUAUUAAAUAACCCAAUAGAUCGAGGCAAAAAUCUGCCAAGAUUUCUGUGGAGUCGUGUGGGCACAGAUUCGCUGUGUGCCUGGCCAAAGUCUAGCUCAUUCUGAGAUCGGAACAGAAUGCAGUGUGUUUACUGAUGUUAUCUGUGAAAUCCAGACUGUCAAUAUAGCAGUAUCUUUCUACUGCCCGCUUCGGGAAAGCAAUUAUUUCAUCUGAUUCACACAUUAAGCACAAUUUAGAAAACAUGUAACCUCUCUGUUAUUACCCAGUCUAGCUGACUUUGAUGUUUGCAUUAGCCUUACUGAAAAACAACAAACAGUGCAGGAAAUCUGUUGGAUGUGAGGAUCAUUUGCAUAACAAUGCCCAACUCUUAAUACCCACCAUGCAGGCACCCACACACACACACGCCCCACCUACAUUCUGAUCAAGAGGACUGUUUUAGAGCUUAUUAACUUGGCAUAUUCAAAAUAUCGCACGCACGGGCACUUUAACAUCCUCACCCCACUGAUGGAGCUGCCAUUUAGUAGAAAUGGAGGAGACAAGGUGAAUCGGUUAAACAUGGCGAAGUAAAGAAAGACGAAACCCGGUUCUUUAGGUGAGUAGAUCUCUAAUAUGACAUAACAUUUUUUAUUGUGAUUAUACCAAGCUUAAAUAUACCUUAAAGGUCAUGAACGUGCAAUAGUAACACUAAUAAUAAUUAAUACUUGUAUUUUAAUAAAUCUAUAAUUAUUAUAUUUUAUUUAGUAUUGUGUUUUUACCUUUCAAAUGUAUAUUUUUAAAGUAUAUUUUUAGUCUUUAAGCAUUCAUAUCUGCUAUGUCUAGAUCAACUCCAGCAUUGUUAUUUAUUUCUUUAUUUUUUUACGUUAUCGUGAACGCCGAAUGUGAAGUGUUUCCCUUUUGUGACUGACAGGUCUGUUCGUCUCCUCGUUAGUGUGGGAAGGUUGAACAGCAUGGAAAACUCCUCGGAAUGGAGCAACUUUUCACUCGACUCUGAUUUGGAGCCCUGUGCUACGUUGAGGAGCUCCGGCUCGCGAGUCGCCCUCUAUGUCUUCAUCAUCUCUGGGAUCGUCUGCACCGUUGUCGGCAACUUCCUGGUGGUGCUCGCCAUCGCUUACUUCAAACAGUUGCAGUGUCCUACUAACUCUUUCGUCAUGUCUCUGGCUGUUGCUGACUUCCUGGUGGGUCUAGUUGUUAUGCCGUACAGUAUGGUCAGAACAGUUGAGGGUUGUUGGUACUUCGGCCCAACCUUCUGCCAUCUUCACUCCAGCUUGGACGUUAUGCUCUGCACGGCCUCCAUCUUCCAUUUGAGCUGCAUCGCUUUUGACCGCUAUUACGCCGUCUGCAACCCCUUGGUGUAUUCGUUUAAGAUGUCCCAUAAGCGUGUGGGUCUCCUGAUUGUGGUUUGCUGGGCCAUUCCUUUCCUCAUCUCCUUCUGCCCAAUCCUUCUCGGGCUGCACAAGCUAGGUAUGGACAUUCCUUUGCCUGAAAACGUGUGCAUCUUCUUAGUGAACCGCGUUUAUGCCGUUAUGGCGUCUCUUGUAGCGUUUUAUCUGCCUAUGGUGACCAUGUUGGUGGCCUACUGGAAAAUCUACAAAGCUGCAAAGCGGCAAGCCAUGCAGAUAAGCGCGAUGGAGGCGCAGAUGGCGGCAGGUGUGGGCAAGGACUCAAGCAAGAAACAAAAACAUCGCAACUCAAUAAGGAGGGAAAGAAAAGCAGCCAAAACUCUGGGUAUUAUCAUGGGCGUUUUCCUUCUUUUCUGGUUGCCGUUCUUUACUGUUAAUAUCGUCGACCCGUUUAUUGAGUACGGGACUGCUGCUGUUAUAUGGGAUGUGUUCCUGUGGUUGGGGUAUGUCAACUCCUCCCUAAACCCUUUCCUCUAUGGCUUCUUUAACAGGUCCUUCCGUAGGGCUUUCCUCAUGAUAAUGGGCUGCAGAAUAUGUCUGCCUGGCACAGCUCAAGGAAUGGACCUCUCUCACUCGAAAAGAGAUGUCACUGACAACCAGUAGACUGUAGUGGAAGUUGUCAUCUGUUUUAAUGAAAUGUUCCUGUCCAGCCCAUAUGGCAAACUAUAUAUAAAAUAUUGUUCAAAUAUAGACUUUACCACAUAUGCCUUAUUCCAAUGUUACAGUAGAACAGGAGCAGUUACAUAUAACUUAUAUACUUUGCUUUAUAUACUUAAAUCCAAGAAAAUGCAUUCACAUGUUACAUUUAAAGAAAAACAAAUGCGUUCUGUGUAUAUUUAUUAUGUAUAAAGACACAUACAUGC